AUGGCCGCCGCGGGGCCCAGCGUGAAAGAGCUUGCCUCGCAACUCUACGACGCCUGCUCAGAACAGUUCUCUACAGACCACACUUUCUACCAACAAGACCUCCUCAGUCUCGGUGUCAUCCCCAAUGAUGACCUUUCACUCCUCCUGGAAUGCGCCCAGUCGCUAGUGAAUCAAAAACUAUUCCGACUUCUCGAGGCCCAGAACAAGCGCCUUGUCUGGCGCCUGGUGGGCCGUGAAGAUGCUGAAAAACUCAAAAACCUGACCGGCGACGAGGGCCUGGUCUUCACCGUCAUCCAUUCCAGCGGCCGCUCUGGCGUCUGGGUUCGCACCAUCCAAUCCCGAACCAAUCUCCACAAAUCCAUCCUAGACCGUUGUCUCAAGUCUCUCGAGGGCAAAAACUACAUCAAAACCGUCCACAAUGUCAAACACCCCACCAAGAAGAUGUACAUGCUGGCGGGCCUCGCGCCAGGCGAGGACGUCACCGGUGGCGCGUGGUUCACCGACGGUGUGCUAGAUGCCCAUUUCAUCAACACCGUGGCUGGCUUCAUCGAAUACACCGUCAGUCGUAAGAGUUGGUACGAAGUCCCCGCCGACCACGGCAGAACCGCCAAGCGACUUAAAACGGCAACCGGCAAAGCCGACAUCAAUGACCCUUCUGAAAAAUCUUAUCUACCCUAUCCUCCAGCUUACACUGGAUAUCCGACUGCCGAAGAAAUCACCCGCGCUGUUAACAAGAGUGCUAUCACCCCGGUACAGCUUGGGGAAGAGAGUAUUGUCCAGCUGUUACAGAUGCUCUGCUUUGAUAGAAAGCUUGUUGAUUUGAGCAACGGCAAGUAUUACAAAUCUCUCAAGAAUCCCGCUCUUGUCAAGGCCGCUCAAGCCCGAAAGCCAGCAGAGGGCGAAGAGCCUCAUCCUGCUAUCGAUCUGGGGAAGAACGGCAUGACUGAGUCACCCUGUGGACCAUGCCCAAGCUUCCGUCUCUGCACCCCUGGUGGAUCCAUCAGUCCCGAGACCUGUGAAUACUUUGACCCCUGGUUCGAGAAGGUACUUGGCUUUUGA
Molecule: messenger RNA, 1059 nt
Organism: Penicillium angulare
Lineage: Eukaryota; Fungi; Ascomycota; Eurotiomycetes; Eurotiales; Aspergillaceae
Product: RPC34 RNA polymerase subunit family protein
Exons: 2
Coding region: 1-1059 (352 amino acids)
Biological process (GO): transcription by RNA polymerase III
Cellular component (GO): RNA polymerase III complex
Source: RefSeq, a predicted model, not a curated record